ACUUGCUUUGUCUCCGUCGACCAGUUUCCUUUUACUUACACGAGGCAGUCUGAGGAUUUUCCCAAACUUCCUUGGUGUAACAGCGUAGCAACGCAGUCUUUACAACACCGCAUACAGCAUUUAUAAGCGAGCGACCUCUCUGGCUUUUACAUCGUGAGAGCUGCGGACAGGGCCUCGCGCAUCCAAAGCGGAAGACGCUGGAAAAAACAGAGAUAUUAACCUAGUAGAGGGUUUAUUGAUUUCCAGCCUACCACCGGGUCCGUCCUUACUUUACGUGCCUGCUCUGUGACACGUGUCUUGCAUGUCAAGAUUAUUUUUUAUUUUUCGUGAUUUUCUUUUGAAGUCUGAUCUGAUCAUUGGGAAGCUGCAGGAGCAGCGACGUUAUACUUCCCGCUUUUUUUCGCCGCUGCCACUUUCGUUUGAACUGCUGUAGGUGCUCUCAGUGUGCAACUGACCUGCCCUGACUUUUCAUUAGGGUCUCCUGUUUGUGCUAGAGGACGUACACUCAUACAGAAGCUGGACAGCCAGCUGCACCGGCCCCCUUCACGCUCAUCCCCUGCGCUAUGAGCAGAGGUAGAGGAGGGCCUUCCAAAGAACACUAUCACAUAAAUCCACCUACCCACCUCCAGGCCAAGGAAAAUUACAACAGACCUGGCCCAGCCCAACUCUACCCCAGAGCUGGCCCACAGCAGAUCCCAUAUUCAAGUUACUACAACAGCCCUGCCCCUCCCGUGGUGUCCAUACAGCCGCCAGCUCCCUCAUUCAUUUCCUCCGCUCCACCCACACAGAGCCACAAUAAAGCAGCCCCUAAACCUGUGCCCCUUAUCAAUUCACAUAAUCAGAAUCACAGUCCCAGUCCUCAUCCCAAUUUAUUUCAGUACCAACAGGCGGAGUUCCUGAGAGGACACAGCUCUGAGGCUCCACAGUUCAGAGCCAGUCCACGAGGAGGGGGAGGGGGAGUGGUACCCGGCAGGCCACCCAGUUCCUCAUAUCAGCCCCAUUCAGGGUACGGUAGAUAUCCAAACACCAACAGCAGCCCUAGGUGUAGAGGUGGGUAUAGCCAGGACCAGGGUUUUGCGUAUCCCCCCACUGUAGCACCCCCGCGAGGCCCUCAGGGCCCUCGAUACCCGAAUCAAGACCAGUUACAAGGUAAAAACCACAACCAGUACUCCAACAGACAAUGGUGCGCCCAGACAGACAUUUGGUGUGAUAGUUUUCAGAGUUUGUCUCUUCAUCGAGACCGGCCCAUCAGAGGAGAGAGGUUUGACAGACAUUCUGCAUCGAGCAGCUUAGCAAUUUCAAGCUCUAGUAAAGUUAACAUCACUCUCACUCCUGACAUCCAGGAGCAGGUACACAGGGCUUUGGCUGCUUUGAAGCCAAGUGAGAGUAUAUCUGCAAAAUUGUUAGCCAAAAGACUGCGUCUGCCCAAAAAGAUAGUGAACAAGGCCCUCUACUCUUUGGAACGUUCACAGAAAGCCUCCAAGCAAGGACUCCUCCCUCCUGAGUGGACUGUAUACAGAGAACCUCUCAGGUUCUGCAAGGAAGAUCAAAACUCAAAAGUACAAAGUUCCCCAUCCCAUCUGUGUGACAGGUCAGAACACCCUCAAAAACCUGAAGCCAAGGUUGAGCUAAAAACAGAAACAGCAAGAUACAGCGGACAGGCCAAAGAAGAGGACUCUGACACAGAAUCCAGUUCUUCUUACUGCUCCUCUUUAGAGUCAUCUGACUCUGAAGAAUCCCAGUCACCAGCAAAAGGUAAGCACGAAGAUAAACAAAAUCCCGGCACUACCAGCUCCCCUGAUCGGGAACCUCAGCUUCCCACGAUGGCAGACCAGAAGGAGCUAGUUAUGCAGUACCUCCUGGAGUCAAGGGAGGCAACUGCUCUCGUCAUAGCCAAAAAUCUUGGUUUUAAGAAUGCCAAGCAUGUCAAUCCCACCCUUUAUGCUUUGGAGAAGCAAGGUGAAGUUAUUAAGAAUGGGGAAGUCAACCCUCCCACCUGGGAGCUCUCCAGCCGCCGCAGAGAGAGGAUGGAGAGGAGCCUCAAAGCCGCACAGAGCACCUCAGCUGAGGGUUGUCAGAUGGAGGUUGAAGCCAGUAGAGAGACGAAGGGAGGAGGGUCCAUUCUCCUGACGUCACCAGCACUACCACCAAUACCAGGCCUCGAGCCACAAACACUUCCAGACAAAUGGAAUGUGGAGCAAAGUCACAGUGAAACGUCCAGGUCCUCCCCUCAGCCCCCCUCCUUUACCUCAUGUAAAGACAAAGAGACCAGCGAAGGACAGUGGGCCACUGAUGAUAUCCCAGAAUUCCUCAACGCUAUUCGCAGAGAAACGGACGCUGAAAAACUGGCAGCGGAGAAGGCCAACACCAUGGGAACUGUUGCUGUGUCACUGGCUGCCCCACCUCCCCAGAACCUGUGGGCCAAAUUACAGGAGGUGAGGCUGAAGAACCCCGUCAGCGGCCUCAUGGAGUAUGCCCAGUAUCUGGGCCAGAACUGCGAGUUCCUGCUGCUUGACCAGUCAGGGCCCUCCCACGACCCCAGAUUCCGUAUGCAAGUGAUGCUCAACGGCAGGCUGUUUCCUGUCGCAGAAGCUUCCAGUAAGAAGGUUGCAAAAAAGGAUGCGGCUGCGGCCACCCUGCGCAUUCUCAUCGGGGAGAUGCAGGGAGGAGCGAGCACAGGGGACGAUGGCAAUACUGCCAGUACGGACCAAGUCAUGGAUCUACUCCCAGACGCCAGUCGGGCAGCUGAAAGCAUGGGGGGAAUUUUUGGGUCGGGUAACGUGGAAGAGGUAGGGGUGGUGGAGGGACCUCGCCAGCCCCUGUCCCGCUCUCUGCCUGGUGGGAAAAAUCCGGUGUCUGUCCUGAUGGAGUACAGCCAGCGCAGCGGGAACCCUAUCGAAUUCAUCAUCACUGGGCAGGCAGGCCCACCACAUGACCCAAGGUUCAUGUACAGGGUGAAGGUCGGAGAGAGCCUGUUUCCUGAGGCCUCAGCUCCAAGCAAGAAGGCAGCACGCCAGCUGGCAGCAGAGGAAGCUGUCAAAGAAUUAAUGGCUGAAGGGAGAUUGCAGCUCAACAAGCCUCAGUUGCCCCUAGGCUCUUCCAGUGAUAGUGAUGGUGGUGGUGCUGGGACUACAUGUCCCUCUUUGCCCCCUCUGACUGCAGACGAAUUGCGAGCAGCACAUGAGGCAGGCGUUGGCGACCUUAUCAACCACCUGAACAACAACGCAGUGUCAGGUCUUCUGGAGUACGCCAGAGCCCGGGGCUUUGCUGCUGAGAUCCGCCUGGUGGGGCAGUCUGGGCCACCGCAUGAGCCUAAGUUCACCUACCAGGCUAAGCUGGGCGGACGGUGGUUUCCUCCAGUCUGUGCGUCCAACAAGAAGCAGGGAAAACAGGAAGCAGCAGAUGCGGCUCUACGGGUUUUGAUUGGAGAAGCUGAGAGGGCAGCUCGCACUGGGGAGCUUAUCCCGGCUGAGCUUCCAGUGAGUGGCAGCACUUUGCAUGACCAGAUAGCAAUGUUGAGUCACCAGCGUUUCAACGCCUUGACCACACGUAUCCAGCAUAGCCUUCUGGGACGCAAGAUUCUGGCCACCAUCGUCAUGAGGAGGGGGGAGGGCCUGGGGACUGUUGUCAGCCUGGGAACUGGAAACCGCUGUGUUAAAGGGGAGGAGCUGAGCCUUAAAGGGGAGACUGUUAAUGAUUGUCACGCUGAAAUCAUCUCCAGAAGGGGAUUUGUUCGGUUUCUGUACAGUGAGCUGCUCAAGCACUACGAUGGCGCAGACGACAGUAUAUUUGAGCCAGUGGAGAAAAACAAACUGCGGGUCAAAUCUGACAUCACCUUUCACCUCUACAUCAGCACGGCACCUUGCGGAGAUGGGGCUCUUUUUGAUAAGUCCUGCAGUGAGGCUGGGGAUGAAGUUGAGGGCCACCAGCCUCUGUUUGAGAAUGCUAAGCAGGGCAAGCUACGCACCAAAGUUGAGAACGGUGAGGGCACCAUCCCAGUGGAGUCAAGUGCCAUUGUGCCCACCUGGGAUGGCAUCCAGCACGGGGAGAGGCUGCGAACCAUGAGCUGCAGUGAUAAGAUCCUGCGCUGGAAUGUGCUGGGCCUGCAGGGGGCGUUGCUCACCCAUUUCCUGCAUCCCAUCUACCUGAAGUCCAUCACACUUGGCUAUCUGUACAGCCACGGUCACCUGACACGUGCUGUUUGCUGUCGGCUGGCCAGAGAUGGUGAAGCAUUCACCCAGAGUCUUCCUCUUCCCUUCAUGCUAAACCACCCAGAGGUGGGCAGGGUGAGUGUGUACGACUCCACACGUCACACGGGCAAGACCAAGGAAUCCAGUGUGAACUGGAGCUUUCCAGACCAGCACAGUGUAGAGGUGUUGGACGGGACCAAAGGCAAACUGGAUGGGAACAAACUGGGCGUUUCCCGUGUGUCCAAGUCCAACUUAUUCUGUCUGUUCCACACUCUGUGCCAGCGAUGUGGCCGCACAGAUCUCCUCUCGCUGCCCUCCUACGCCCAGGCCAAGAUGUCAGCAAUGUCCUUCCAGCUAGCCAAGCAGCAGUUCUUCCGCUCUCUCAGCGUCCACGGCUACGGUGCCUGGAUCGGCAAACCGCUGGAAGAGAAGAGCUUUGAGGCAGGGGAGGGAACCAGGAACAAUGACGCAAGUGUCCCUGUGGGAUACAGCAGCAGUAGAAACGGAGGAGCGAUGGAGUACAAGCAAGAGGAAGUGUAGAACAGUGCAGGCUGCAUUAUUAAGUGGGUAAUAUAAAUACGUGGGGAGAGAGAAGCACAAGCCAGGGGCAGAUGUGAAGAAAGGAAAGACAGUCAAACAAUGUGUAACCAGCAGCCAGAACUGUAUCUUCCGAUGGAACAUGGUUAAAGGCUGCUGAGGAAGAGUGAUGGAAAGGGUGAGAAUAAAUGAGAGGGAGACGGCAAGGGCAAUCCUGGAAGGGUGAGCUGGGGUCACAGUAGGCAGACAGAGCUAGGAUAGAUUCAGUGGGUGUUCAAAAUAAUGUAAACACUACAUGAAAAAGGAAUUAGUUUGAAGUCGGUAAAUCACCAUGACAAACACUGCUACAAAGCUGAGUUGUCUUAGCUUGCAAGACAGUUACUGUUUUUGUCAGGCUCCUUUAUACUGUUUAUAACUAAAUGUUCGUUUCAGAUUGUAAUUUCAGUUUGUCUUUGUGAUUGUAGUGCUUGGCAUUGCAGGUUCUUUGACAAUUGCAUGGGAUGAUUUGGCGUAUUAAGACCACUGCUUGUUUUAUGAUUUUGUAACAAGAGCUUGAGUAGGUGACACGUGCUGCUAACUGACAUUCAACCUAACAUGACUCUACACUGUAGCAGUGUUUGUAAUUGUAAUUAAGUUCACUUUGAGUCAAAGUCCUUUGUCAUGAAGUGCUUAUUAUUUUUUUUCUGCUCCCUGUAUUCUACUGCAUGGAAAUACAUGCAUUGGAAAGUAGUAUUUGCCCAGUAUGGUCCCAUAUUACAGUGUACAUAAAAAUCUUCCUCUGUACAUAAGAAGAUGAACGCCAACUUUUACUUUAAUCAGUGACUAAUCACUAGUCAUGGUCCAGCAUUUUAGGCUUUAGCCCCUGUAAUUACUCUGAAGACUUUGAGCAGGCCCCUUUCUGAGUUAAAGCAGCUGUAAGAUUUAAACUCACUGUACAUCCUCAGCUGUCCAUCCAUCCACAUGUUGUUGCCAUGGUUUCCAUUGGCACAGCAUAGGUCAGUGUGGCCCUUCGAUCAGUCCCACGAUUUCUCUGUGCUUUUGUGUUUUUAUAUAGAAUUACUGAUGUCAAGGCCUCCAAGAAGUGCAACAUUUCUGUUCUUAUUGCGUGUUUGUGUGUUACUUCAGUAUUUCUCCUUGUUUUCCUUCACUUCUAUCAUUAAGGUCAUCAGUAGCUGGCCAUGCUAGGGAGUCUUGGAAAGUCUCUACUGUCCUGCCUGCAGUCUGCCUGCAUAUUGUUUGUUUUUACAUCUCAGUAUACAAAAGGGCUUUCAGGUUCUCUUGCAUUGCCAGUUGUUGAGGACUGUGAAGACAGUUUUGUUAAGGAGAGUGUAGUUUUUUCUUGAUUUGGUUACAUGUAGAUUGAUGAUGCAGCAUAUACAUCAGGUAUAUACAAAUACAUGAACACAGAUGUAUAGUGGGGUCCAAAAGCCUGAGUCUAGUUUCAGUAACUCAUUUGUCAAAAACUAACACAGAUGUUUGGUUAGAUCGUUUACUUCUCAAAGUAGUGCAUAAUGUCGUUGGGGGGGUGUUCCAGUGUUUUUAGUACUUGUUGUUGCACAUCUUUAAACUUGACAUUAUUUUUGAUCUAUGUGCAUUUGAAUAAGAGGAUUAAUAGAAGAAAAUGUAUCAUUAAAAUGUACAGUUGUCAGCAAUGGACUCAGACUUUUGGAGCCCACUGUUUGAUUGUUUGAGUAUAACGCUGUGUGUGCGUGUGCGUGUGUGUGUGUGUGUGUGUAUAUAUAUAUAUCUCUAUAUAUAUAUAGAUAUAUCUAAAAAUCUAUAUAUAUAUCUAUAUAUAGUCUGUGUGUGUAUGUAUAUGUAUAGGUUUAAUGUAUAUAUUUUGUAAAUCAUCUACAAUUGUUCUUUUCCUGAUAUUUUAAUGGAGUAUGCUGUUUUUUUACUGAUUUUGGAAGGUUUGAAAAAAUUAAACA
Messenger RNA from Xiphias gladius (swordfish), 6658 nucleotides. RefSeq names its product adenosine deaminase RNA specific (gene adar). Gene Ontology annotation, cellular component: cytoplasm; nucleolus. Gene Ontology annotation, molecular function: double-stranded RNA binding; double-stranded RNA adenosine deaminase activity; tRNA-specific adenosine deaminase activity. Lineage: Eukaryota; Metazoa; Chordata; Actinopteri; Istiophoriformes; Xiphiidae. Gene Ontology annotation, biological process: adenosine to inosine editing; RNA processing. The record is from RefSeq and is a predicted model, not a curated record. The transcript is spliced from 16 exons. The coding region runs from base 564 to 4730 and encodes 1388 amino acids.